AACGCGCAAACGACCGAAUCCAAGAAAUCCUCGUCCAACCGGCGACGUUGAAGAAGACGAUUCUUGCAAGUGGGAGUGCUGCCCCACCAUACUCGCGUGGAAGAGGACGAGCCGAGGACAGUUUCGCACCGGUCGUCGGCCCGUGAGCUCGCUCUUGCUAGCAGGUUCCAUGAACAGGGUGUCGUGUCGUCUUGCACUCGCACGUGUCGACCCGCUGUAUCGUUAUCUCGACCUCGCUCUAAUCCACCGUUCGUUGACACAGCGACUCCUGCUCGCAGCGGUUGCAGGACGACGUCGCAGACCUUGGCGCACCUCGCGCUAGACGCGUUUGCGUACACAGUUGUCGGGACCAGGAUUAAACUCGCGGGCCAAUUGCGCGCAGAUUGAUCAAUUGAUCGCGAGGAAGCUGCUUAGCGAGUUGGAUCGCGCUGCACGGAAAUAGUACCGCUCUAAGGGAACCGGUUUACAGUUCCACGAAAGACGAGCCUCGUCCCGUGGGUGGGCGUCCGACAAGAUGAUAGGGGCUCGAGGAGUAGCGGCGUGCUUUUACGCGACAGUCUUUGUCGUUUGUCACGCGGCUGCAGCCGUGCAGCCGCAUAUCGUGUUCAUUUUGGCUGACGACUUGGGAUGGAACGACGUCGGAUUCCACGGGUCAGGCCAGAUCCCGACGCCGAACAUCGACGCCCUGGCGUUCUCCGGGCUGCUGUUGGACCGGUAUUAUGUCACGCCGAUUUGCACACCGUCCAGAAGCGCUCUGAUGACCGGCAAGCAUCCCAUUCACACCGGAAUGCAGCACGGGGUCCUCAAGUGCGCAGAGCCGAGGGGACUUCCCCUUCAAGAGAAACUCUUACCGGAAUAUCUACGAGAACUCGGGUACAACACCCACAUCGUGGGUAAAUGGCACUUGGGAUUCUACAUGAAGGAGUACACGCCUCUGUAUAGGGGAUUCGAGUCGCACACAGGCUUCUGGAGCGGCCACCAAGAUUAUUUUGACCACAGUGCCGUGGAAAGCCCAUAUUUUGGAUUGGACAUGAGAAGGGGACUGGGAUCAGCCUGGGACCUUCACGGCCAAUAUUCCACGGACAUCUUCACGAAGGAAGCAGUGACUCUAAUCGAGAAACACAACACCAGUCGCCCCAUGUUCCUCUACUUGGCUCACGCGGCUGUGCACUCCGGAAACCCCUACAACCCUCUGCCAGCACCCGACCAGGAGGUCGCCAAGUUCACCAACAUCGCCGACUACGAGCGUAGACGUUUUGCUGGCAUGCUGAGCAAGCUAGACGAAUCGGUUGGUCGCGUGGUGGAGGCGCUUCGUAAAAGGGACAUGCUGAAGAACAGCGUGAUCGUGUUCUCCACGGAUAAUGGCGGGCCACCGGCCGGCUUCAACCUAAACGCCGCGUCGAAUUGGCCCCUGAGGGGCACAAAAAACACUCUGUGGGAAGGUGGCGUCAGAGGAGCCGGUUUGCUGUGGUCACCGAGACUGCUGCGUCCUGGCAGGCUGAGCAGGCAGCUGUUCCACAUUAGCGACUGGCUACCGACCCUCGUGAGCGUUGCCGGAGGAGACCCGUCCAAUUUGACGAUCGACGGCGUGGAUAUGUGGCAAGCUUUGCGCGAGGACGUCGAAUCUCCUCGGAAUUCCGUCCUUCACAACAUAGACGACAUCUUUGGCGUGGCAGCCAUCACUGUUGGCCACUGGAAAUACGUUCAGGGGUCUACCUACAACGGCCAAUGGGACGGUUGGUACGGACCGUCUGGUAGGAAGCUGGUCUACGACGUGGGAGGCGUGGUCGGUAGCAUGGCUGGUCGAGCAGUGGCUAGCGUAGGCUUCAACUUGUCCGCAGAAGCUAUCCGGUCUCUUCGUGAUAAAGCCAAGGUGAACUGCGCAGAGAAAAACGAGAGCUUGCCGGUGUGCAAGCCGCUGGAGGCACCUUGCCUGUUCAACGUGCUGACGGACCCUUGCGAGGAUAACAACGUGAUAGACGAGUACCCCUCCGUGCUGCCUGCCAUACUGGAGGAGCUUCGCAGAUUAAACGCCACUGCGGUACCGCCUGGGAACCUGCCGUGGGACAGCAGGGCAAAUCCGAUCUACUGGGACCACACGUGGACUAAUUUCGGGGACUACUUGAACGUAUUCGCGAAUAAUGUCAGUUGAGACACGCGCUCGGGGUGAA
Messenger RNA from Eufriesea mexicana, 2171 nucleotides. RefSeq names its product arylsulfatase J. The transcript has 8 exons. NCBI's taxonomy places the organism in Eukaryota, Metazoa, Arthropoda, Insecta, Hymenoptera, Apidae. Gene Ontology annotation, molecular function: sulfuric ester hydrolase activity. The coding region runs from base 515 to 2152 and encodes 545 amino acids. The record is from RefSeq and is a predicted model, not a curated record.